Molecule: messenger RNA, 1755 nt
Organism: Rotaria sp. Silwood2
Lineage: Eukaryota; Metazoa; Rotifera; Eurotatoria; Philodinida; Philodinidae
Source: the annotation of a GenBank genome assembly
AUGAAACAUUUAUUAUCAAUUGUAAAACGGACUUCGUUAGGUCGAUUACAACAUUAUCGUUCUUUAUCAUCUGCAGUAAAGAAUUAUAAUCAAUUACCAACUACAUGUGAUCCACAAUCAGAUAUUUAUAAGAGUAAUUAUGAAGCAAUGACAAAAACUGUUGGAGAAUUAAAAACAAUUAUAAAACGUAUUACAUUAGGUGGUAAUACAGAAGCUCGUGAACGGCAUACAUCAAAAAAUAAAUUAUUAGUAAGAGAUCGUGUUGAUAAAUUACUAGAUCCAAAUACUCCAUUUCUUGAAUUUUCACAAUUAGCUGGUUAUUUAUUAUAUGAUGAUGAUGAAGUUCCGGCUGCUGGUAUUAUAACUGGUAUUGGACAAGUUGAAGGACGAGAAUCUGUAAUUAUUGCUAAUGAUGCAACCGUUAAAGGUGGUACAUAUUAUCCAAUGACAGUAAAAAAACAAUUACGUGCUCAGGAAAUAGCACGAGAAAAUCGAUUACCUUUUGAUAGUGGUGGUGCUAAUUUACCACGUCAAGCUGAUGUAUUUCCUGAUAAAGAACAUUUUGGCCGUACUUUUUAUAAUGAAGCAACAAUGAGUGCCUUAGGUAUACCACAAAUUGCUGUUGUUAUGGGUAGUUGCACAGCUGGUGGUGCUUAUGUUCCGGCUAUGGCUGAUCAAUCGGUAAUUGUUCGUCAACAAGGAACUAUAUUUCUUGCUGGUCCACCAUUAGUUAAAGCAGCUACAGGUGAAGUUGUAUCAGCGGAAGAUCUUGGUGGUGGUGAUCUUCAUUGCCGGCAAUCAGGUGUAACAGAUUAUUAUGCUAUGGAUGAUGCUCAUGCUUUGCAUUUAACAAGACGCAUUGUUGCAAAUCUUAAUUAUAUAAAACCUCAACAAGUUGUCUUGAAACCGUCAGUUGAACCGCUUUAUCCAGCUGAUGAAUUAUAUGGUAUAGUAGGUGAUAAUCUCAAACGAGUAUAUGAUGUUCGAGAAGUCAUUGCUCGAAUUGUUGAUGGAAGUGAAUUUGAUGAAUUUAAAAAAUUAUAUGGUGAAACACUUGUUACUGGUUUUGCACAUAUUCAUGGAUAUCCAGUUGGUAUAUUAGGUAACAAUGGAGUUCUUUUCUCUGAAUCAGCUCUCAAAGGUGCACAUUUCAUUGAAUUAUGUUCACAACUUAAAAUUCCAUUACUAUUUCUACAAAAUAUAACUGGUUUUAUGGUUGGACGUGAAGCUGAAGCUGGUGGUAUUGCUAAAAAUGGAGCGAAACUAGUUAAUGCUGUAGCUUGUAGUCAAGUGCCAAAAAUUACUGAAGUUAUGGAGCAGGCAAUUAUGGCAUGGCUGGAAGAUCAUACAGGUAAUAAAAAAAUUAAUCAAGAACACUUUUUACAACAAGAGAUCAAUUUUCGUUCGAAAAAUCGAGAUUCACAUGCUGGUGUGAGUCCACGAUUUUUGUAUAUGUGGCCUAAUGCAAGAAUAUCAGUAAUGGGUGGUGAGCAAGCUGCUCAAGUUCUUACACAAAUCACUGCUGAACAACGUAAAAGACAAGGCAAACAGUUCACAGCUGAGGAAGAACAAUCUAUACGUGAACCUAUUUUACGUAAAUAUGAUCAUGAAGGCUCACCAUAUUAUUCAUCAGCACGUAUUUGGGAUGAUGGUGUUAUCGAUCCAAUAGAUACUCGCCUUGUUUUAGCUCUUAGUCUCAGUGCAUCUCUUAAUGCACCUAUACCCGAAACACGUUUUGGUAUAUUUCGAAUGUAA